AUGGCUAUCAAAAUCAUUGAGCACUGCCAGGUGGCACCCUCACCGGAUACUGCCGCAGAACAAUCGCUCCAACUACUACACUUUGACAUGAUAUGGUUUCCAUUCCAUCUCAUGCAAAACCUCUUCUUUUACAGCUUCCGAUGUUCGGAAUCACGUUUCUCCGACACCGUUGUCCCGAAUCUCAAGAAAUCGUUGUCCCUCACUCUCAAACAGUUUCCUCCGCUUGCCGGGAAAAUCAUUUUCCCCCUCUUCACGGGCAUGCCUGUUUCUCGAUACGUGAAAGGGGACUCGGUUUCUCUCACUUUCGCCGUGUCGGACGAUGAUUUGAUUCCCCUGACGGGGAAUCUUUCCAGGGAUUCCGAUCGAUUCCAUGACUUCGUCCCUGAGUUGCCUCCGGCGGAUUAUACGGACACGAUUGACUUCUAUGUAGCAGCUAUUCAGGUUACAUUGUUUCCGGACCAAGGUAUCUGCAUCGGCUUCACCAACCAUCACGCAAUAGGCGACGGGCUUUCAAUGAUCGCCUUUCUACAAACAUGGGCCAUGAUCACCAAACUAAACGGUGACGACACUCAUCUAUUAACAUUCGGCCAAAAAUAUCUUCCUUUCUACGACAGAAGCGCGGUCCCACACGGCGACAAACUAGCAACCGAACAUUGGAACAAUGUGAAAACCUACAUGCCGACAGUUUCUCUAACCACCGAGUUGCCCACAAAUAAAGUCCGCGCCACAUUCGUAUUGAACGAUGCCGAAACCCUAAAACUCAAGAAACGGGGCCCACCCAACGUCUCGUCUUUCGUGAUAGUAUGCGCGUACUUGUGGACAUGCAUGGCUAAGUUGGCCAAUGAUGAGGUGGUGGAUGACGAGGCGGAGUACUUAGCUUGUGAUGCGCACUCGCACGGGCGAUUAAACACCCCGCUGCCCGAGACUUACUUCGGUAACCGCUUUGAACUCGUGGUGGCUGAGUCAACUCAUGGAAGGCUAAAAGGGAAUGAAGGGAUUGUUUUUGCUGCAGAGGCGAUCGAGAAGGCUAUUCAGAAAACUUUUGGCGGUGAUAAGAAGAGUCCGGAUGAAUUGGAUAUUUUAGGUUUGAUGGAAAAACGGGUGCUCGGAGUAGGUGGUUCGCCAACGUUCGAUAUGUACGGUGCGGAUUUUGGAUGGGGAAGGCCGGAGAAGUACGAGGCUGUUCAUAUUGAUUGCGAUGGAUCGGUUUCGAUGUGUAAGUCGAGAGAAUUUGAAGGAGGGGUGGAGAUUGGUUUGUCGAUGUCGAAGGUCGAAAUGGAUGCUUUUGAAGUGAUCUAUAGGCAGGGACUCAAUGAAUGAAGCAACAUAAGUUAUAUACAUGAAUUGUAUCUGUAAUUUAAU
Erythranthe guttata (spotted monkey flower) is the source of this 1362-nucleotide messenger RNA. Its product is annotated as malonyl-coenzyme:anthocyanin 5-O-glucoside-6'''-O-malonyltransferase. Lineage: Eukaryota; Viridiplantae; Streptophyta; Magnoliopsida; Lamiales; Phrymaceae. The record is from RefSeq and is a predicted model, not a curated record.